Molecule: messenger RNA, 176 nt
Organism: Amoebophrya sp. A120
Lineage: Eukaryota; Dinophyceae; Syndiniales; Amoebophryaceae
Source: the annotation of a GenBank genome assembly
CCUGUACAAAGGUGGGUCUUCUCGACUUUCUUAUCGAAGCAGGCCGAGAUUGUACAAACUCUUCUAUCUAUCACUGCUAUACACACUCUUCAUCUACACAGCAAUGUACACAGUCACAUGAUGCUCUAUCAUAUCUAAAUAAUUACAUACAAACUGAUUGAUCCAAAUACUCUGGG